Messenger RNA from Owenia fusiformis, 2271 nucleotides. Lineage: Eukaryota; Metazoa; Annelida; Polychaeta; Sabellida; Oweniidae. The record is from the annotation of a GenBank genome assembly.
AUGUCUACAAACAGAAAGAGCCACACUUCGUUGAUGUUUGUUUUGGUAUUAGUGAUUGGCAUUAUUCUGCUGAUAACUGGAAUCUCAAUCUGGUCGGCCACCAUAGCAACAUGGAUGACACUAGAAAACAAUAUAAGCAUGACAGCACAUGUUGAUACGGGUAAUACAGGUAAUACAGGGAUUCUAAAAGGAUUCACAUAUCCACGACCAACUAGACCAGCGACCUCUGAUCCACAAAGGUAUAAACACGCUGCUGUGACAUCUGAUGUGGAUGAAUGUUCAACGGUGGGUCGAAACAUAUUGAAGAAAGGUGGUAAUGCUGUUGAUGCUGCCAUCGCUACAACCUUUUGUAUGGGUGUUGUUAAACCCCAACUAACUGGGGUUGGUGGUGGUUUGUUCAUGUUACUAAGGGACUCAAAAAGCGGCGUUGUGAAAGCAAUAGAUGGUAGAGAGACUGCACCGCUUCUAGCAAAUAAAACGAUGUUCGUUGGGAGGAUGGACGAUUCGAAAUUAGGUCCAUUGUCGAUAGCAGUACCAAGCCUUGUACGAGGGCUAUGGACAGCAUUUACAAAGUUCGGAUCUGAGCAAGUGAAAUGGUUUGACCUCCUGACACCGUCCAUAAAACUAUGCAAAGAAGGUAUCGUCGUUACAGACGAAUUGGAAAAAGAUAUAGGAUUUGUCAUUGAAUUGAUUCAAAAUGCUAGAAAAGAAUAUCCACAGGUAGCACCUUUUCAUAACAAAGCUGAAGGAAGACCUUAUAAAGCAAGAGACAUAAUGUUUAGACCAAAAUAUGGAGCAACUUUACAGCAAAUAGCUACUGACCCAUUAAGCUUGGAUAGAACAAUUGCAAACGAAAUCCAGAAAAUGGGUGGAAUUAUAACAGAGCAAGAUUUGAAAAGCUACAAUGCCAUUGUAAAAGAUCCAUUGGUGACACAUCUCGAAAAUGGAGAUCUCAGUGUGUAUGGUAUCCCUCCACCAUCAAGUAGUGCCGUCUUGCAAUAUAUACUGAAUAUUUUAGAUGGAUAUAACUUUAACAGCACCGACUGCUCUAAAAUUGACUUUGAAAGUGACUCUAGAUCUGUUACUUGUCAUCAUCGUCUCAUAGAGAGUUUUAAAUGGGCAUAUGCAAAACGAGCCAAAUUAGGCGAUGAGGAAUAUGUUGACCAAAAAUAUAUUCUUCGUGAAAUGCUGUCUCAGACAACUGCCGCACAAACCAGAGCUAGGAUAUUCGAUGACAAGACCUUUCAUCCUUCGUACUAUGGAGAAACAUUCUAUGACAGACUCACUAAAGGAACUGUUCAUACUUCUAUAGUUGAUGAAAAUGGUGGCAUAGCAGCCUUCACCUCAUCCCUCAAUUUUCCAUUUGGCUCUGGCUUAGUGGGAAAUACGACUGGGAUUGUUUACAAUAACGAGAUGGACGACUUCUCUACUCCUUUCACAAAGAAUUUACAUGGCUUUGUUGCAUCUCCUGCCAAUUUUAUAAAACCUGGAAAACGCCCAUUAUCGUCGAUGGUACCAGUGAUCAUUUUGAAUUCUACUACUAACAAAGUUAAACUUGUGCUAGGUGGUAUUGGGGGAUCUAGAAUACCUACAUCCACAGCAUAUGUGGCCGUCCGGCAUUUAUGGCUUGGUGAAGAUAUACAAACUGCCAUAUAUAACCCAAGAUUACACCAUCAGCUUCUGCCGAACACAAUCAUUCAAUUCGGUGAUUUUCCAAAAAAUAUCUUACGAGGUUUAUCCAGUAUCGGUCAUAGCAUAAGAAAGGAGUAUGAUUUUAUGGGCAUGAUACAAGGUAUAGCUAUGAUAAAUGGCACUUUAGAAGCAGCGUGUGACUAUAGAAGGAUUUGUGGAACAGAUGGAUAUUAAUAAGUAAAUGUCCCAUAUCUUGUUUACUGAGAUGACAGGAUGUGAUGAUUUAUAGUUGUAAAUAGCUAGAUUUCUAAGGAUAGAUCAUCCAACAAGUACAUAUACGCAUCAUGAUAAACCAUGACAUCUCAUUUCUUCUCAGCCAUGGGGUGUUUCAGGUGAAACAGAAAGAUGCUAUGAGUAUCAGAAUGACAUAUACGUAUAAUCUACCAAAAGUGUAUAAUCUGCGUCUGUGUCACAAUUGCUUCGAGGUUUUGCUUUAAAUGUCCUCUAACGAUUGAAAACUUUAUAUAAAAGAUAGAUAUCGUAUUUACACAUUUCUUUUAUUCACAUAUAACGAAGCAUCUAUUAAAGCAUGUGUUCAAAAUAUUAUCGCUAUUUUUAAUAAAAUAUAUUUGAAAUGUU